Messenger RNA from Rangifer tarandus platyrhynchus (Svalbard reindeer), 939 nucleotides. The record is from the annotation of a GenBank genome assembly. NCBI's taxonomy places the organism in Eukaryota, Metazoa, Chordata, Mammalia, Artiodactyla, Cervidae.
AUGAGAGGGGAGAACAUGACCCAGGUCAGUGCCUUCAUCCUGGUGGGCUUCCCCACGGCCCCCUGGCUGCAGUACCUGCUCUUCCUCCUCUUCCUGCUCACUUACCUCUUCGUGUUGGUGGAGAACCUGGCCAUCAUCCUCACUGUCUGGGGCAGCCACUCCCUCCACAGGCCCAUGUACUACUUUCUGGGCUCCAUGUCUUUCUUGGAGAUCUGGUAUGUGUCUGACAUCAUCCCCAAGAUGCUGGACGGCUUCCUCCUGCAGAGGAGGCGCAUCUCCUUCGUGGGCUGCAUGACCCAGCUCUAUUUCUUCAGCUCCCUGGUGUGUACCGAGUGUGUGCUCCUGGCCUCCAUGGCCUACGACCGCUACGUGGCCAUCUGCCACCCCCUGCGCUACCAAGCCAUCAUGACCACGGGGCUGUGUGUCCAGCUGGUGGCCUUCUCCUUCAUGAGUGGCUUCACCAUCUCCAUGAUCAAGGUCUACUUUAUCUCCAGCGCCAAGUUCUGUGGUUCCAACGUCCUGAACCACUUCUUCUGUGACAUCUCCCCCAUCCUCAAACUGGCCUGCACGGACUUCUCAACUGCAGAGCUGGUUGACUUCAUCCUGGCCUUCCUCAUCCUGGUGUUCCCGCUCGUGGCCACUGUGCUGUCCUACGGGCACAUCACCCUUGCCGUCCUGCGCAUCCCCUCGGCCACGGGCCGCUGGAGAGCCUUCUCCACCUGUGCUUCCCACCUCACCGUGGUCACCAUCUUCUACACGGCCUUGUUUUUCAUGUACGUCCGGCCCCAGGCCAUUGAUUCUCGGAGCUCCAACAAGCUCAUCUCUGUCUUGUACACUGUCCUCACCCUAAUCAUCAACCCUUUGAUCUACUGUCUGAGGAACAAAGAGUUCAAGGGCGCCUUGAAAAUGGCUCUGGGCUUUGGUCGAGCUCCAGUGUAG